AUGAAUUCUGACUCUAGCUCAAUGUCCAGCAGAGCCUCCUCUCCAGACAUGGAUGAGAUGUAUCUCAGAGGUCACCACCACCAUCACCAUCAUCAUCAUCACCACGACAGCCGACUCAACUCAGUCUCCUCCACUCAGAACGAUCUCAUGCAGAAGAUGUCAGAUGAAGUCCUCUCCAGACACAGCUCCAAGGGAGAUGGAGAUAGCAGCAAAUACAAACUCAAGAAGCAACUGUCUGAGCAAGACAUUCAACAGCUCAGGUUGAAAAUAAAUGGCCGGGAGCGUAAAAGGAUGCACGACCUGAACCUUGCCAUGGAUGGCUUGAGGGAAGUCAUGCCCUAUGCCCAUGGGCCAUCAGUAAGGAAACUUUCCAAAAUCGCCACCUUGCUGCUUGCCAGAAACUAUAUCCUGAUGCUGACAAGCUCCUUGGAGGAGAUGAAACGACUUGUGGGUGAGAUCUAUGGAGGUCACCAUUCAGCAUUUCACUGUGGGACAGUGGGGCAUUCGGCCACUCACCCAGUCCACCCAUCCAACGCAGUCCAUCAGGUGCACCCCAUCUUGGGCAGCGCAUUGGCAUCCAACAACUCAUCUGGCCUUUCUGCCAGUUUACCAGGAAUUGGCAACAUCAGACCAGCACAUUCACUACUGAAAACCCCCUCCGCCCCUCCAAUGCCCCUUGGCAGUGGCUUCCAGCACUGGGCAGGUCUCCCAUGUCCCUGCACUAUCUGUCAAAUGCCACCACCACCCCAGCUCUCUGCCCUGACAAGCAGUUUGGGCAGGAUGUCUUCAGAAGCCAAGGACUUACUGAAGUAG
Molecule: messenger RNA, 813 nt
Organism: Staurois parvus
Lineage: Eukaryota; Metazoa; Chordata; Amphibia; Anura; Ranidae
Source: the annotation of a GenBank genome assembly